Molecule: messenger RNA, 3476 nt
Organism: Rubroshorea leprosula
Lineage: Eukaryota; Viridiplantae; Streptophyta; Magnoliopsida; Malvales; Dipterocarpaceae
Source: the annotation of a GenBank genome assembly
UGGAGCAUAAGGGUCUUACCCUUUUUUUCUUUUUCUUCUUAAUUUUUUUUUUUCUUUUAUGCAAAGAAAAUCAGCAGCCUUUGAGAAUUGAGAUCACUGAGGAGGAGUUUCAACGAAAUCUCGCGAAAGUUGAUUUCUUUUUCAUUUUUUGACCAAAUCUUUUUCUUUAAAGUCGUAAUUUUUCUGGAUGAUUUCUAAAAUUUUCCUAACAACUCACUAGAAAAGAGAAGAUGAGAAUUCAGAAUUCAUCACCAACACUUGCAUCUGAUGCGUUGUGUCAUAGCCGUGUGAUCUUGAAUCUAUUCCAUUCCAUUUGUUCCUCUAUCUGGAUGGCAAACACAACAAGGGUUUGUGGGUCAUGCCCACCAUCUGUUUUUCUUUGAUUCACUUCUGUAAGCUAGCUUGUCUUCAAUUUUCAUUGAUCUUUGCUUUGUUUAUUCAAUUCUGAGAAAAAAGGGUAGUUUAUAGCUGCCAAAAAUUUUAAAGGGAAAAAAAUCUCCAAUUUGUGGCUUGUAUGUGGGCAUAGUGAAACAAAUUUAAGUUUUUGAAUACAAAGAUGGUGUCAAGAUCCUACUCCAAUCUUUUAGAGCUUGCCUCUGGUGAAUCUCCAUCAUUUGGUCGGAUGAGCCCUCGGAUUCCGCGGAUUAUGACAGUAGCAGGGAUAAUUUCCAAUCUUGAUGAUGAUCCCACCGACAGUGUAUGCUCUGAUCAGUCAUCAUCCUCGGUGCAGAAGGACCGGAUUAUCAUCGUAGCUAAUCAGCUGCCCAUAAGGGCCCAACGGAAGUCAGAUGCUAGUAACAAUAAUGGUAACAGUAAGGGUUGGAUUUUCAACUGGGAUGAGAAUUCGUUGUUGCUUCAACUGAAAGAUGGGUUGGGAGAUGAUGAGAUUGAGGUGAUUUAUGUUGGUUGCUUGAAGGAAGAAAUCCACCCAAGUGAACAAGAGGAGGUGUCACAAAUUCUGUUAGAGACCUUUAAGUGUGUGCCGACUUUUUUGCCUCCUGAUCUUUUCAGCCGGUAUUAUCAUGGCUUCUGUAAGCAGCAAUUGUGGCCUUUGUUUCAUUACAUGUUGCCCUUAUCGCCGGAUCUUGGUGGGAGGUUUAACCGUUCAUUGUGGCAAGCCUAUGUAUCAGUGAACAAGAUUUUUGCUGACAGAAUUAUGGAAGUGAUUAGUCCAGAAGAUGAUUUUGUCUGGGUACAUGACUAUCACCUCAUGGUGUUGCCAACUUUCUUGAGGAAGAGGUUUAACAGGGUGAAACUUGGUUUUUUCUUGCAUAGUCCUUUCCCCUCAUCGGAGAUUUAUAGGACAUUACCUAUAAGGGAGGAGCUGUUGCGUGCCUUGUUGAAUUCAGAUCUAAUUGGAUUCCACACUUUUGAUUAUGCACGGCAUUUUCUAUCAUGCUGCAGUAGAAUGCUCGGUCUUACUUAUGAAUCUAAGAGGGGGUACAUAGGCCUUGAGUAUUAUGGAAGGACAGUUAGUAUCAAAAUUCUCCCAGUUGGAAUACAUAUGGGUCAGCUUCAGUCUGUUUUAAGCCUCCCAGAGACUGAAGCCAAGGUUAAGGAACUACUCAAGCAGUAUUGUGGUCAGAAUAGGACAAUGUUGCUUGGGGUGGAUGAUAUGGACAUAUUUAAAGGUAUAAGUCUGAAAUUACUGGCGAUGGAACAGUUGCUUCUACAACAUCCAGAGUGCCAGGGUAAGGUGGUGUUGGUUCAAAUAGCAAACCCUGCUAGGGGCAGAGGGAAAGAUGUUAAAGAAGUGCAGGAGGAGACAUAUUCAACUGUGAAGCGGAUCAAUGAAACUUUUGGAAAGCCUGGAUAUGACCCUAUUGUAUUGAUUGAUGAACCACUAAAGUUUUACGAGAGGAUUGCAUAUUAUGUUGUUGCAGAGUGUUGUUUAGUAACAGCUGUGAGGGAUGGUAUGAAUCUUAUCCCUUAUGAAUAUAUAAUCAGUCGGCAAGGAAAUGGAAAGUUGGAUAGAGUUUUGGCAUUGGAACCAUCCACCCCAAAGAAGAGCAUGUUAGUUGUGUCAGAAUUCAUUGGCUGCUCCCCCUCUCUGAGUGGAGCAAUUCGAGUAAACCCAUGGAAUAUUGAUGCUGUGGCAGAUGCAAUGGACUGCGCACUGAAUAUGGCAGAGCCAGAAAAACAGCUCAGGCAUGAGAAGCAUUAUAGAUAUGUCAGUACCCACGAUGUUGGUUACUGGGCUCGUAGUUUUCUUCAAGAUUUAGGGAGGACAUGUAAAGAACAUGCAAGACGGAGGAGCUGGGGUAUUGGGUUUGGUUUGAGUUUCAGAGUUGUGGCACUUGAUCCUAACUUUAGGAAGCUCACAAUGGAACAAAUAGUGUCAGCCUACAAGAGGACUACAACUAGGGCAAUACUUCUAGACUAUGAUGGCACUUUGAUGCCUCAGGGUUCUAUUGAUAAGAGCCCCUCUACUAAAUCCAUUGAUAUCCUUAAUAGCUUAUGCAGAGAUAAGAACAAUACGGUUUUCACUGUCAGUGCCAAGAGCCGGAAGACACUUUCUGAGUGGUUUUCUCCGUGUGAAAAGCUGGGUAUUGCUGCUGAGCAUGGGUGCUUCCUGAGGCUGAAGCGAGAUGCGGAAUGGGAAACAUGCAUACCUGUGGUAGACUGUUCUUGGAAGCAGAUUGCAGAACCUGUGAUGAGUCUUUACACUGAAACUACUGAUGGUUCCACUAUUGAAGAUAAGGAAACUGCACUUGUCUGGUCUUAUGAAGACGCAGAUCCAGAUUUUGGAUCAUGCCAAGCUAAAGAACUUCUUGAUCAUCUUGAAAGUGUGCUAGCCAAUGAACCAGUUACAGUGAAGAGUGGGCAGAAUCUUGUGGAGGUUAAGCCUCAGGGUGUAAGCAAGGGAAUUGUAGCGAAACGUCUUUAUUCCAUCAUGCAAGAAAGAGACAUGUUGCCAGAUUUUGUUCUGUGCAUUGGAGAUGAUCGAUCUGAUGAAGACGUGUUCGAGGUAAUCACCAGUUCAAUGGCAGGCCCAUCGGUUGCACCCAGAGCUGAAAUCUUUGCCUGUACAGUUGGUAAGAAACCGAGUAAAGCCAAGUACUAUCUGGAUGACACAGUAGAAAUUGUUAGAUUGUUGCAAGGUUUGGCUUUUGUUUCAGAGCAAAUGGUUUCUGUGUAGGACUUUGGCACCACCUCCACUCAAUUGCAAUGUAAAUUAAUUGUGUUACCUAAGAAAGCCAUGCAUGCAACUGGAUACUUUUUUCGUGUUUGAUCGAAUUCUAGAAAAGUUGUAAAUAUCUGUUUUGUUUCCCAUUUCAGUUUUCACUAGUCCCAAAUAAUGGGCAACUAGAUUGUAGCCUCUGCUGCUGUGACAUGGGAACUCGAUCUGAAAUAUUUCUGUUUUUAAUUAAAAUUUUGUCUGCCUUUUUGUUUACGCUAGUUUCCAGCAGUUGGUACGGCCUUGUGCUAUCUGAUGCAGUGAUUUUGCUUUCACACCGCUGCAGAAUGAGUGUUUU